Messenger RNA from Rhizophagus irregularis DAOM 181602=DAOM 197198, 673 nucleotides. RefSeq lists its product as uncharacterized. The record is from RefSeq and is a predicted model, not a curated record. NCBI's taxonomy places the organism in Eukaryota, Fungi, Glomeromycota, Glomeromycetes, Glomerales, Glomeraceae.
AAUUAAAUAUUACGAUAUUAUUCAGAAAUACCUAAAUUAGAAUCGGUCAUGGAUCCGAAAGUGACCGAACUAAGUAGUAAAGAUCAAAAUGAUUUAUCUGUAAAUAGCGUGGGAAAAACUGAAGAACCGAAUAACGAUAAAUCACUUACCGAUGAUUUAAGUCGAAAAACAACAAGACAAGAAACAAAAGAGAGUCGUUCAUCAAGUUCUUCAAUAAGUCAAUUACCAGAACAACAAACGGUAGAUUAUAUGCAAACAUCUUCAGAAGAAUCAUCUACUGAACAACCUGAAGAUGGUUCUAGGAAACGUGGUAAAAAGAGAGUAACGAAUAAUCCUAAUCCUGGUCGCGGAAAUGAGUUUAAAAGAAUAUCAAAACGUGUUAAGGUUAAAUGGAAUGAACGGGAGUUGCAUGCACUUGAAGAAGGUAUACGUCAAUAUGGUAAAUCUUGGACAAAUAUAAAAAAGAAAUAUGGAAGUGAAGGUCAAGUUCUUGAGCGCCGAACUCAAACGCAACUGAAAGAUAAGGCUCGUUCUGAAUUGGUUCGUCGAUUACGAGAUGGAGUUGAACUUGGUGACUUUGAGAUCAUGGAUAGUAUAUAAUUUUUGAUUAAAAUAUAUCUAGUAAUAGCGUAAAGAAAUUUAAUGUUUAAAAAAUUUCUUUAAUGAAUAAAAU